Molecule: messenger RNA, 2423 nt
Organism: Ceratosolen solmsi marchali
Lineage: Eukaryota; Metazoa; Arthropoda; Insecta; Hymenoptera; Agaonidae
Gene: Sec6
Product: Exocyst complex component Sec6
Exons: 1
Coding region: 81-2324 (747 amino acids)
Biological process (GO): exocytosis; exocyst localization; intein-mediated protein splicing
Cellular component (GO): exocyst
Molecular function (GO): SNARE binding
Source: RefSeq, a predicted model, not a curated record
GCAAUAGAAAAGUAAAUGACUAUUAUAAAUGUUUUAGUAGCAAUUUAUUUUAUUUUAUAUGAAUAAAAAAUAGAAGAAAAAUGUAUGAUUUACGAUGUCUGGAAGAAAAUGCAGUAAAAACUGCUACAAAACAUGUAAUAAAUAUGUUACAACGACCUGGACAUUUAGAAAAGGUUGAUCAAUAUAAACGUAGAAUUGGACGAAAAAAAUUUUCAGUAGAAACAAUGUUAAAAACAGCUAUGCAAAGUCAACUAGAUGGUGUACAAGUUGGAUUUGAUCAGCUACAAAGCUCAUUGUUAAGUAUAAAAUUAAUUAAAGAAAAAUUGGAUUCAAUUGGAGAGCUAUUUACAUUUGUACCUGCCCUUAAUACUAAGUUACAUGUAGUUCAAUAUGAAAAUACACGUCAUUCACAGUAUGUCACUGCUAAAGAGAACUUGAAACACAUAUUUACAGUACCUGAAAGUGUUGAAAGAACAAAACAAUGGAUUAAUGAAAGUAAACUUUUGCAUGCUCAUCAAAGUCUAAUGGAUCUUGAAAGUUCAAGAGAUGAUUUAUUAUAUGAACUUUAUAAAUUACCAAAUGAAAAACCAGUAGAUAAAAUUAUGCUUAAAGCAUACUUUGAGGAUAUUGGAGAUCUCUCUCAACGAAUGGAAAAACAAAUAAAAUUAGUUCUUAGUAGAACUCUUAAUACAGUAAGAAAAGAACCUACAAUUAUAGUGACUGUUUUAAGAAUUAUUGAGCGAGAAGAAAAAGCAGAUCAUUAUGCUUUACAAAGAUAUAAACAAAGCGGAUUUAUUCCUCCAGGAAGGCCAAAGCAAUGGAAAGAGAUUGCUUUUAAAGUAUUAGAAAAAUCUGUAAGUAAUAGAAUAGAAGGUACACAUAUUGACCAAAGAGCUGACAAUAAAAUGUGGUUAGUUAGAUAUCUUGAAUUGACAAGACUUUUGUUUUUGGAAGAUUUGCGUGUAAUAAAAACAUUAUGUGUUCCAUGUUUUCCUCCUUCAUAUGAUAUUGCUAAUAAAUUUGUCAAAAUGUAUCAUAUUAGUUUAUCUCAACAUCUUAAAGAUAUUAUAAAUGAUGGUUUGGAAGGAAAUGAAUAUGUAUCAUUACUAUCUUGGAUUAUAAAUACAUACAAUGGAUCAGAAAUGAUGGGCCAUCCAGAAUUGAAUAUAAAUUUAUUGGAAAUUGGAUCGCUAUUAAAUAAUGAAAUUAUAGAUGAAUUACAGAAUAAAUAUUUAAAUAAUAUGUCUCAAAAUUAUGAAGAUUGGAUGAAAAAUACUCUUGAAACAGAAAAAAUUGAUUGGUCAAGAAAAAUAAUACCUGAAACUAAUGAACAUGAAAUUUAUUAUCAUACAGCAGCUCCAGUUAUUAUUUUUCAAAUGAUUAGUCAAAAUUUACAAGUCACAAAAACUAUUAGUAAAGAUUUAACAGCAAAAGCUCUUAUUUUGUGUAUUGAACAAGUAAUUAACUAUGGAUGUAAAUAUCGACAGGCAAUUCUAGAAUUUAAAAAUAAGCAUUUUGAAGAUAGAAGCCAAGUGCCAUAUUUUACUCACCAUAUGAUCACAAUUGUUAAUAAUUGUUUACAAUUCAUUGAGUUAGCUCAACAAGUAAAACAACUUUAUUGGGUACUAAAUACUAAUAAGAAUAUUGCUUCUAAAUUUGAAGAACUUGUCGAUAAUUACCAAAAACUUCGUAAUGAAGCUGCAGCGAUUUUGCUAGAAGAAUCUUUUUUAGACUUGGAAUUACAUUUUCAUGAUUUACUAACAAUGAAAUGGAUAUCAUCGUGUAUACCAGUAGAAACAAUAUGUGUCACAUUGGAAGAUUACUUCCAAGAUUAUAAACAUCUAUCACCUAAAAAUUUUAACUACAUUAUUACAGAGGCACAAAAUUUAAUUGCUAAACGGUAUAUUUCAGCAAUGUUACAGCGUAAAAUAUCAUUAAAGAGUUAUGAUGAAUGUUUGACAUGUACAUCAAAAAUAAUAAAUGAAGCAAAUCAAUUAAAAACUUUUUUUUCAAAAAUAGCACCAAAGAUAGAGUUAGAUUCUCCAUUUGAAAUAAUUAAACGAUUAGCGGAAGUACUACGUUGUGAAGAUUCUGAAAUACUUUCAUUAGAUUUACAUUCACUAGUAGAAAAAUACCCAGAAAUAACUGAUGAUCAACUAGUUAGACUACUUGGUAUUCGAGGUGAUAUAUCAAAAAGUGAAGCUAAAGAAAAAGUGUCAUAUGUAUUUGAAGUUCAACGUAAUAGAAAAAUAUUACAGUCUGAUCCUCAUAGCAUAUUUAAACAAAUUAUUAUUCAAGAUAGCUUUUUGAAUUGGAAAUCUUGAAUUUUUUACAUAUAAAUCAGUUAUUAGGUAUAUGCAGAAAGUGGAUUAGGAUAUUAGACAAAUUUUAUUUAAUAAAUAAUGAAUAAUACAAGCAAGUCC